AUGAAUCAACCUACGGACGAAAAGUCAAUAUUUACAAUUUUGGUAUUAUUGGAUGGUAUUUCAGUUCCAAUUUUCGAGCUUCCUAAAUGUUUAAAUCAAGUUAUCUAUGCCAAGCACUGUUUGGAUAGAUUGAAUAAUUUGUUUUCCAAUCUUUGUAAUAGGUUUGAUUCUGAGAAAAUUUCUCCAGCUGAAUCUCUAGCUCAGAACAAGUUAAUUGAAGUUCAUACUGGAACUAAAUUGAAAACUCAGGGAAAGACGCAGAUCGUUUCACUAAUUACAGAAUUUAUCAUCAACUCGGGUGAAUGGACUGCACUAAGAGGAAAGAGUGGUUCUGGAAAGACAUCCUUCAUUUUCUCAGUGUUAGACUCGUAUCAACAACAUGGUGAUGGAAUUAUUCGAAUGGCUAAUGAUUUAAAGAUUAUCUACACACCACAAGAUCCAUUCAUUGUGAAUGGUACAAUACUGGAAAAUAUUACUUUUGGAUUACCUUUGGAUGAGGAAAUUUAUAAUAGAGUCCUCAAAGAAUCCCAAUUAGUUUUUGAUUUGGAUCAAUGGUGUACUGUUCUAGGAGAUGAGGAGGCAAAUCAAAAAGUAUGUGGCUACUUUGGUAACAAUAUUUCUGGUGGACAGAAAGUGAGAGUCAAUCUGGCAAGAGGCCUCUACAAGUUCUACUAUUCUAAAAAAACUGAACCCCAAGACUGUAAAUACUUGCUGAUUUUUGAUGAGAUUUUCAAUCCAUUGGAUCCUACUGUAACUACAGUGAUUAUGGAAUCAUUUAGGAGAAAAUUGAAGAAUUUGAGUGAUACCUCUGUUCUAUUUUCCAUAAGUGACUCAAGAUAUGAUUCCUAUUUGGACAGAGUCUAUGAUAUUGUCGAAGGAAACAUUAGUGAGGGCAUCUUGAAUGCACACCAUGAAGAUCUCACUGAAAGAGAAUUUUCCUCUCCAAAAAAAGAGAAACGCUUUGUAAGAGUAUCAAGUAAUUUAUCAGAAUUAUCUACUCAAUCACAAUCUGAAGAUGGUAUACAAGAGAGAAUGUUUUCACCAUUUGAAAUUGCCAAAUUCUAUCUCACCUCAAAAAGUAGUAUUUACACACUUGGUCCAACGUUAUUUUUUUUAAUAGUUUCACAAAUUUUCAAAUCCUCUACCAAUUCCCUGUUUGGAUUUUUCAAUGAUUAUCUAUAUUUAUUUGUUUUACUUGGAUGUUUGAGGGUGGUUGUGGAAUUAUGCCUUGGAUACUUUUGGGGAAUUAAAUGCUACAAAACCAGUAGCAUGAUUCACAAUCAUGCUCUCAAUAAGGUUAUGCACGUUCCACUGAGCUAUUUUGUAAAUUCGAGCUCUAAUCAUUCAGAAAAGAAAGAUAGAUAUGGAGAUGUUAUUGAAAGAUUUUCAACCAAUAUGAACACACUUGACAGAUCGAUACCAUGGCUUUUGAAGGAGGCUUCUCAGAAAUGGUUAGAGUGUUUGGGUUCUCUCAUCACAUUGCUCUUGUACAUUGCUGGGGCCAGUUUUUGGGUGGUUUUAUUUUCACUUAUUAUUACAAUAGUAAUUAUUGUUGAGUCGAGAAGAUAUUAUCAUCUCUACUCGAAAACAAAAGAUGAAUUGUCCCUCAUACUUUCUGAUAAGAGAGCAUUAAUGUCUCAAUUGUUUAUGGAGUCCACUCAUCCAACAGCUCUCAUCAUGAUUCAGAGCUAUAAUCAAGUCGAUUAUUUUAAUAGGAAAUUCAGACAGUCAGUUUCCAGCACAUUGAACGUAUCAUAUGCCUUUAACACUUGCACUGAUUGGAUUGGUGUAAGAUUGGAGUGUUUAAUUUCUCUACUAUUAUUCAUACCAUUCAUGUAUUUGGUACAAGCUGUUUGUGAGGAUAGCUGUCAAGACGCGAACAAGCAGAACUUGCAUUAUGCAGGUAUUUUGCUCACAACUUGUAUUGAAUUUUUCAAUAGAUUUUUAUGGACACUUGUGGUUUCAACAAGAGUCGAAUCUGAACUACCAUUCAUUGGUAAAAUUAUCAGCUAUAUUCAUUUGAAAACAGAGGAUGAGGAGCAACACAGUGAAAAAGUCAUGCCCUCUUCAGCUACUUGUCAAUCUUUGGAAUUGGAAUCUGUAUCGUGUAAAAAUAUCCUGAAUAGUGUCUCUUUCAGGAUUAACCCAUGUGAAAUGACUGGUAUUAUUGGAAGAACUGGAUCAGGGAAGAGUUUUGCACUCUCAUGCAUUCACAGAUAUUGGUAUCCUAUUGAGGGAUCCAUUUACCUUGAUGGAAGAGAUAUUUUCAAUUACGAUACAGAUACUUACAGAAAUUGUGUUUCAAUGAUCCCUCAAGAUACAAGUUUCAUGAUUGGAUCAACACUGAGGGAACAUUUCGAUGAGAAUAAUUAUUUUACCGAUAAUGAAAUAUUGGAAGAGAUUGAAAAAUUCCAAAUUGUCACAUCAAGUAUCAAUCUCAAUAAGAUAAUUAAUAAGGAAGAGGAUUUGAAAAUUGAAAAACCAAUAAUUUACGUUAUCAGAGCUAUUCUCCUUGUAUCUAAACUUUCUCUCGAACAUUCCAAGAGACCCAAGAUUUUACUUUUAGAUGAAAUUACCUCAAACUUGGACAAUCAAAACACACAAAAUAUUGUUGAUAGUGUCAAGAGAAUGAAUAGAGAAUAUGGGUUAACAGUUGUGUGGGUAACACAUCAAUUGAGUUGUUUGAAAGCUUGUGAUAAUUUACUUUGUUUUGAUUCUGGAAGAGUGAUUGAAGAAGGAAAAGUGGAACAAUUAUUGAAUAAUCCAAUAUCGAAUAGUUAUUCCUUGUUCAGAAUGAAUAAUUACAAUACUAAUAAUACAAAUUAAUCUGAGGAGGAAUCACUUAAAUCCGAAUCAUCUGAAAUAUCUGAGAAGGUUUCUUGCUUUUUUCUCGUGUGCUUGAGCUUAGUAGCAGAGGAAUGAUUUAAGAGUUUUCUAUUACCUUGAUUAUUACUGUUAGUUGAUUUCUUUGACUUUCGGAAGAGUUUCAAUCGAGUGAUAAACUUUUGGGCCAAUUUGGAGUUUUUC
Messenger RNA from Naegleria gruberi, 3027 nucleotides. Its product is annotated as MRP-type abc transporter. Gene Ontology annotation, biological process: transmembrane transport. The transcript has a single exon. Gene Ontology annotation, molecular function: ABC-type transporter activity; ATP binding; ATP hydrolysis activity. The record is from RefSeq and is a predicted model, not a curated record. NCBI's taxonomy places the organism in Eukaryota, Heterolobosea, Eutetramitea, Acrasida, Naegleriidae. The coding region runs from base 1 to 2826 and encodes 941 amino acids. Gene Ontology annotation, cellular component: membrane.